AUGACGGAGGCUGCACCGCUCGCGGAGGCCUCCGUGGCGCUCGAGGCCGGUAAGGCCGGCGAGGAGAAGCGCCGCCCGCAGACGCGCAGUGCGAGGCCGCCGGCGGAAAGCGGAAACAAGAAGGCGUGCGAGCAGACGGCCGCCUCGGCGUCGGCCGACGCGCCCAGCAAUCAUGUUCGCAUCGCAAGCGGGCCGCACAAGGACCGCAGCGGCUUCGUCGCCUCCCAGAAGAAGGGGUGGACCACGGUGCUGCUGGGCGGCAAGGGAGGAUUUAUGGAGGAGGUGAGGGUGCCCACGAAGGACGUGGUGUGGCCCAGCGCAGCGAGAGAGCCGCCGAACCAGGCUGGCAAAGCCACCGUGCCGCCGCGGCGGUCGCAGAGAGGGCGGGGCGAGGCGUCCGGCGAGGAGGGCCGCGGUCCCUUAAUCGUCCCGGUUGGCUCGGUCGGCUCGGCGGGCUCGAGUGACAGAGGGUCGCCCGGCGCGCCGAGCGCCGUGCCAGGCGGACAGGGCGUGGGCGUGCGGUGCCAGUCCUUGCCUCCGGGGUGGGUGGCGCAGGAGCGGCAGGGGUCGGCGAGGACUUACCGCGUCUUCUACGGCCCCAACGGCGAAUACGCCGAGUCCGUGCCGCAGGCCUGGCGGGGCGGCCGCGAGAACCGGCACGGCCUGGCCGGGCGAGAGCUGGCCGAAGUCGCAAGCUUGUCUCAGGCAGGCAGCGGCCUGGCUUCAGCAGAGGGCGCACAAGAGGCGGCGGAGGCGGAGGUGCCGGCGGCAGCAGCGGAGGCGCCGGCGGCAGCAGAAGAGGCGCCGGCGGCAGCAGAGGAGGCGGCGCCAGAGGCGGCAUCAGAGGUCCGCCGCAUCGUCAGCAGCGAGUACGACAGCGACGGCGAGAGCGACGCCACCGGGCUCCAAGACGAGGGCGAGGCCGCAGAUGCGGGGAGCGACGCCUCGCAGCGGACCGAGGCGGUGGCCGGCGAGGGCACGGGCUCGGAGGUGGCGGUGGAGGUGACGGCUUGGGCGAAGGAAUCGCUCGCGCUGCGCGGGGCCAAGCAGGGGCCUGAGGCGGCGGACGCCGCGGGGGGCGCCGCCGAGGAGGCCCGCGCUCCGGAGGCGGCCGAGGGCAGCGCACCGCCGGCGCGCAUCGCGACGGAGCCCGCGGUGGCCGAGGCGGAGGGCGGAGGGCCGAGCCAGUCGGCAGGCAUCACGGCCGAGGCACAGCAGCAGGCGCAGGCGCAGCAGCAGGCGCAGGCGCAGCAGCAGGCGCAGGCGCCGGCACAGUCGUCGCAGGAGAGCACGAUCCAGGGCGGGGAGGCGCUGGCGACGGAGAGCGACGCUGCGUCAGAAGGGGGCGAGGGGGGCAGCGGCUUGGCGGCAGAGGGUGCGCUUGCCGUCGCCACGGCGGCGGAGGCGGAGGUUGCAACGGGGGCGGAGACGGCGGCGGAGCCGGCGGCUGGUGAGCUUGAGAUCGACACGCUGAAGGCGAUGACGAGCGAGGAGGCGGUGGCGCUGGCGAGGCGGGAAGGGAUAGAGCUGGUCGAAGAUGAGAGCUUUGCGAGCGGGUAUAAGGGCAUCAGGCGCGAGACGCGCGGCGGAGCAAGAGGCAAGUUCGACGUGCGCGAUCCCGCAGGCGGCGGGCAAUAUCACUACAUCGGCCUGUUCCGGAGCAAAGAGGCGGGCGCUUUGGCGGUGGCCCUCCGGCGCAGGAGGCUCGGACCGGACGCGGCGGCGGGGAGCGGCCAGGGCGGCGGCGGCGGCGGCGGCGGCAAGAGGAAGAGCCGCUUGUCCGAGCCGCGCCUACCCCGCGCUCUGCUGGGGCUACUUCCCCAAGGCACGGGUGGGGUCGAGUUCGCGAGCAUGGCGCCGUUUGAGGGCGGGCGGCAGCGGCGGAGCUCAACCGCCGCCAGCGGGACGCAGCUCAGCGCCGCCGAGCAGCGGGGGAGCGCGGCGCCGGCGGCGGCGCCCGCCGCAGAGGGGCGCGCGCUGCGGCAGCGGUCGAGCGGGAGCAGCUCUGAGGGCCCAACGCGGCCCAAGCGGCAAGGCGCGAGCCGCAGCUACGUGGAGGCGCCGGACGACGAGCCUGUCGACUCGGCGGAGGAGAUGGAGGAGGAGGAGGCCGCGGAGGAGGACGCGCUGCAGGCGGAGGUGCCGGACGUCAAAGAGAUGACGAGCAAGCAGGCGCUGGCGGCUGCGAAGCGUGACGGGAUCGUGCUGGACAAGUCGGGCAAGACUUCCAGCGGGUACCAGGGCGUCGCCUUCCGUCAAGAGUGCGCGGCGAGGCCCUACGCGGUGACGGACAGGGGGACUUACCUCGGGGCGUGCAGGAGCGCAGAGGCGGCGCUCUGCUGCGGGUGCUCUCGCGG
Molecule: messenger RNA, 2357 nt
Organism: Emiliania huxleyi CCMP1516
Lineage: Eukaryota; Haptophyta; Isochrysidales; Noelaerhabdaceae
Exons: 1
Source: RefSeq, a predicted model, not a curated record